Molecule: messenger RNA, 3316 nt
Organism: Lolium perenne
Lineage: Eukaryota; Viridiplantae; Streptophyta; Magnoliopsida; Poales; Poaceae
Source: RefSeq, a predicted model, not a curated record
AUGGCACGCGAGCGCCUGAAAGCGGUCGGCGAAGUCCUGGACCGUGGUGGUGAAGGCGAGGCGUCCCAGCUCGGCGAGGCGGCUGCCACGGAGGGUCGGCCCAAACCGCUGGAGGCACAGGUCGCGGAAACGCUCCCAAGGCGGCAUCCCGCCCUCGUCCUGCUCGAGGGCGUAGUGGCAAAACGGACAGAUGAGGCUGUGGACGUACUGCUUCAUAGGAUGUCUGAGCUGGGUUGCGUCCCCAAUGUUAUCUCAUACAACAUAGUUCUCAAGAGGUUAUGUGAAGAUAGAAGGAGCCAGCAAGCACUUGACCUGCUCCUUACGCUGGCAAGAGAAGGAGGUGGCUGUUCCCCCGACGUGGUGUCAUACAGCACGGUCAUCCAUGGCUUCUUUAGGGAGGGUGAGAUAGGCAAAGCAUGCAAUCUCUUCCAUGAAAUGGUGCAGCAAGGAGUUGUGCCCAGUGUGGCAACAUACAACUCGGUUAUUGAUGCAUUGUGCAAGGCCAAAGCAAUGGACAAGGCAGAGCUAAUCCUUCGGCAGAUGGCCGAUAAUGGUGUUCGGCCGAAUAAUGUGACAUACAAUUGCAUAAUCCAUGGAUAUUCCACAUCAAGGCGGUGGAAAGAGGCAGCUAAAAUGUUCAAAGAAAUGACAAGCCUGGGUCUUGUACCAAAUUUUAUUACUUGCAACUCGUUCAUGGUCUCCCUUUGCAAGCAUGGAAGAAGCAAAGAAGCUGCAGAAAUUUUUAAUUCCAUGGCUGACAAGGGACACAAACCUGAUAUCAUCUCGUACACUAUUUUGCUUCAUGGAUAUGCCAGUGAAGGGAGCUUCGCUGAUAUGAUCAAUCUCUUUAACUCAAUGAAAGACAACGAUAUUGUACCCAACUGCCAUGUUUUCAGCAUAUUAAUUGGUGCAUAUGCUAGGUGUGGAAUGAUGGAUGAAGCGAUGCUCAUUUUUGCAGAAAUGCAGGAACAAGGAGUGACUCCGAAUGUAGUCACCUAUUCAACUGUAAUAGCAGCACUUUGUAGAAUGGGUAGGCUGGCCGAUGCUGUUGACAAAUUCAAUGAGAUGAUUGCUGUGGGAAUACAACCUAACAAUGCUGUUUAUCAGUCCCUAAUUCAGGGUUGUUGUAUACAUGGUGAUCUGGUUAAAGCUAAAGAGUUGGUUUCUCAAAUGAUGAACAAAGGUAUCCCCCGCCCUAACAUCGUGUUCUUCAAUUCAGUAAUAAACGGUCUAUGCAAAGAAGGAAGGGUUGUGGAUGCACAAGAUAUAUUUGACUUAGUUAUACACAUUGGUGAGACGCCGGAUGUCAUUACUUUUAAUUCACUGAUUGACGGGUAUGGCUUAGUCGGCAAGAUGGAUACAGCACUUGGAAUACUUGAUGCCAUGGUAUCAGCAGGUGUUCAGCCUGAUGUUAUUACAUAUAGUACACUUGUGAAUGGAUAUUUUAGAAAUGGAAGGGUCGAUGAUGCUUUGGCUCUAUUCGCAGAAAUGCUGCAUAAGGGAGUUAAACCUACAACUGUCACAUAUGGCAUCAUAUUGGAUGGGUUAUUUCGUGCUGGGAGAACUGAUGAUGCAAAGAAAAGGUUCCGUGAGAUGACCCAAAGUGGAAUAACUGUCAACAUUUCCAUAUACAAUAUAAUUCUUGGAGGGUUUUGCAGAAAUAAUUGUGCCGGCGAAGCAAUCACGUUGUUCCAUAAAUUAGGUGAAAUGAAUGUGAAGUUUGAUAUCAAAACACUCAAUAUCAUGAUCGAUGCAAUGUACAAGCUUCAGAGAAGAGAAGAAGCUAAAAAAUUAUUUGCUGCAAUAUCAAACAGUGGGUUGGUACCUAAUGCUUUUACUUAUAGCAUAGUGAUAAAAAAUCUUCUAAAAGAAGGAUCACUGGAAGAAGCUGACAAUAUAUUUUCAUCAAUGGAGAAGAUUGGUUGUGCUCCGAGCUCCUGUCUUAUAAAUGAUAUCAUUAGAAUGUUGUUGGAAAAUGGCAAGAUUGCCAAGGCCGGAGAUUAUUUGUCUAAAGUUGAUGGGAAGAGCAUCUCACUUGAAGCUUCAACUACUUCAUUGAUGCUGUCUCUCUUUUCAACGAAUGGGAAAUAUCGGGAGGAUAUGAAAUUGCUCCCUGCAAAGUACCAAAUCUUUGAUGGACUUGGUUGAGUAGUUGAUUGAUCGCAUAUGAGACCACCUCAUGACAAAUCACAUGGAUUUUUUUUUCCUCACAUAAAGCCCUCCUGCCAGCAUAAGAAAUCCAAAUUGUCUGCUUGGACCAACACAAAUACACCAAGUUUGCAUAGGAGACGGGGUCAAAGCAUUUGCAUGAUGAGAAUGUCUUGCUCUUGUACACAUGCAGUGUGCAUUACUCUUCAUUUUUUAUAUCUGGUACCUGAAUUCCACGUCGGUGCUGCUAUGCCUCGUUGUGCUCUGUUUGCCAUGUCAAGCUUCUCAAAAGAAGCCUGGUGACCGGGUGUAUACGUGAGCACGCAUCCAAGCUUUUGGCCUAAACUUCUGUUCCAAUGACUUGGAAGCAUCCGGACUCCAGAGUUCCCAGAAGAUUGUCAAAUUUUAGCGAGCUGUCCCUGCACUUACGGAUGGAGAAGAGCUUACUGCAAGUGGAACUCACAGUUCUAAAGGAAAUCCCCAAAUAAAGUUCCCUUUUACUUUCCAAGAUCCAGUGAGCGGAGAUUCGAACCCGACUCACCUAUCUAAACUAAACUGAAGAUUUACUGUUGAACGAUGCAAAUUCAAUGAAGACUAUCCAGUUGAAAUCAACAUAGUCGACAAAUGAGUGUGUUCCCCAGAAGAAAUAUCCUUUUUGAACCAGCAGUUGUAUCUUCUCACUUGUACUGACAGCAAAGACUUGUUGGAUGCCAAAGCAAAAAUACUGCCAAAGCAAAAAUACAGAAUCAGUCAAGUAAGAGCACAGGCUCCAUGGAGUGGGUGUCGGGAUUUCUGCAAAGUUGCCAACACUUCCAGACCAGUGUUGGUUUGUGAGCAGGAUCUGACCAUCCAUCCAUCCAUCCAUCCAUCCAUCGAGGAGUCACUCCUGAGUCCUGCCUUUCAUGUCUUGUUCAGAAGUUGAUGAUGCAAAACCUACCUGAACCCAAAUGCUCGGGGAGCCAAACAUUUUGUGAAGGAAAAUAAAAUGUGAUGGUGGGAUUGCCAUACCCAUGAAGCUUUUGUGGCACGUGUUUUCUGUACAAGCAGGAACAUGAUGAACUUCUGAUGUUUUUAAAGCUGCAGAACGAUCGUGCUGCUGCCAUUGCCGAUCUGAGCGAUGUGCAAUUGCGGUUUCAUCCUAUAUAUGAGGCCAUCCGAUUUGAUACUA